AUGCCCCGUGUGCAUAGAGCCUAAAUAGUUCAUGCUAUAUUGAUUUUAUUGGUCACUAAUCAUUUCUCCUCAAUAAGUUGAAAAGUCUCAUAUAGAAUGACAUUCUGAUAAAAGCAGGGGCGGACUGACAACUCAUGGGUCCCCCGGGGGAUCAUGGGGCCCCUGUGUCCUUGCCCAAACUCAAAAAAGCCUAUGAAAAAGGUACCAGGGGCAUCUCAUGGGGCCCCCUACUGACCCCGGGCCCUCGGGCAGUGCCCGAGUUUCCAAAUGGUCAGUCCACCCCUGGAUAAAAG
This is a messenger RNA of Staurois parvus, 293 nucleotides long. The record is from the annotation of a GenBank genome assembly. NCBI's taxonomy places the organism in Eukaryota, Metazoa, Chordata, Amphibia, Anura, Ranidae.